Molecule: messenger RNA, 334 nt
Organism: Drosophila takahashii
Lineage: Eukaryota; Metazoa; Arthropoda; Insecta; Diptera; Drosophilidae
Source: RefSeq, a predicted model, not a curated record
AUGUUUAAGGAGCUGGUAUUGUGGAUGCACCGUAUGGCCCACGACUUUUGCUUGGCUCGUCCAGUGACUCCGCCACCUCGGCAUGGCUGUCGGCUGCCAGUGAAGAAUAGAUUCUUUGCCAAUUUGAUAUUCUUUGUUGCCAUUGUAACACCGCUGUACUUUUGCCUGCUGAAGGAUGUGAUCGCCAUGAUCGCUGGGCCCAAGAAGCGCUAGUUUCCUGACAUUACCCCAAUUAUAAUUUACAAGUCAUAGUUUGGUCAGUCACUGUAGUUAGUUAUCAAUACAUUUUGUGGCAUCGUUCGAGUACUCACUUGUCCACGAUGGUCGUGUAGAA